Molecule: messenger RNA, 1822 nt
Organism: Amphimedon queenslandica
Lineage: Eukaryota; Metazoa; Porifera; Demospongiae; Haplosclerida; Niphatidae
Product: protein spinster homolog 1-like
Exons: 8
Coding region: 41-1810 (589 amino acids)
Biological process (GO): transmembrane transport
Cellular component (GO): membrane
Molecular function (GO): transmembrane transporter activity
Source: RefSeq, a predicted model, not a curated record
CUUCACAAGCCAGCGCUGCAGCAACAGUGCAACAAUUUAAAUGGCUGCCGAAAAGGAGCCUGAUCUAAUUGAAGAGACAGAGGAGGAAGAGGAAAUUUGCAAUGAACCUCUAGUACUGCAGAACAACGGCCACGACCCCCCACUCACGGAAGAGAAGGUUUCUCUGCUUGACAGCAGAAGCUUUACAGCUAGCUUUAGGAAAGAGAGUGACACACCUGUUCCUCAAAUAGGAAGGGAAGAUGAUCAAACCGAAUAUGAUGACGACAAUGACGAUGAUGAUGACAAGUCUCUAUUACCAGAAAAAUACUCUCGCCUCUCUUUCCUAGACUGUAUUGGUCUAAGAGCAUUCGUGGCUUCUUAUCGCUCCACUAACCCACAAAAGAGAAUCACACCAUUUGCCAUUGUCCUCCUACUGGUCCUCCUCUUGUUAUAUGUCCUUAAUCAAGCUGAUAGACUAGUAUUAGCCGUCCUCAUACCAUCCGGUCUUCGUUGCAAUGACGAUGAUAAUAAUUCCACUUCUGAUUCAACCAGUCACUGUCCAGCACCACCUGCUAGUAAUGCAAGUGUUAACUCCACAGCAUUAAACAGUGACUGUAUUUCGUUUGGUGAUACAGAGCAAGGUCUAUUAACUGGACCUGCUUUUGUUGUAGUCUACGUUAUUACUGGCCUGCCUCUCGCUUAUCUGGCUGAUACAAGGUCACGCCCACUUGUUUUAUUGGUAGGCGUUGGUUUCUGGUCUGUGAUGGUGUUUUUGACUGGUUUUGUGAAGCAGUUCUGGCAGCUCCUGGUGUUGAGAAUAAUGUUAGGCAUUGGAGAGGCUUCCUUCAAUCCAGUGGCUUAUUCUUUAAUGGCUGAUUUCUUUCCGGUUCGUAACAGAGCAUCAGUCUUCUCUUUUUACAACUAUGGAGUGUACUUUGGUGGUGCUUUUGGUUGGAUGUCUGGUGCCAUUACAGGAGUCUUAGACUGGAGAUGGACAUUCAGAAUACUUGGUAUAGUAGGAAUGGGAAUGCUACCACUAGCAAUGAUGGCUUUAUGGGAACCAAAGAGGAUCAGAGAAAAGAGGAAGAAGAGACUCAGAGGAAAGUCUUAUUACACUGUUUGGGAAACAUUCAAGUACUUGAUAAGAUGUCCUCCAUACAUAUUACUAAUAAUUGCUGGAUCAGUGAGAAACAUACCAGGCUAUGCAUUAGGGUACUGGCUACCAACCUAUUACUCAAGAGUGUUUCAAGUUGGAUCACACGACUAUGGGCCCAAGGUCGGGCUUGUUGUUCUCUUUGGUGGAGGAUUGGGCUGUUUUUUGGGUGGAGCUUUAUCUGACUGGUUAUCAAGACAUAGGCAGGGAGCCAAGGCUUAUGUGAUUGCUGUUAGUCAGGUGCUAGCAGCUCCAGCCAUUAUUGGUGUCCUAAUGGUGGACUCACCCACCACCUCUUAUGGUUUAUUAUUCAUUGCCUAUGUGACAGCUGAGACAUGGCUCGGACCAGCAGCUGCUUUAGUUCAAGAUAUCACUCUGCCUGGGAUGAGAGCCCAAGCCUCUGCUGUGUACAUUGGUGUAAUCUCAAUAGUGGCCAGCAUUGGACCAGUACUGGUUCCUCUGUUUUCUGAUCAUGUCCCUGCCUUUUCUGACUGUCUUGGUUUACGUUAUGCUCUCCUUUGCACUGUUCCUACCUUUUACUUCAUCUCUGCUUUGAUUUUCGGCUCACUUGGUCUAGUAAUGAAGUACUGGGCACAGAAACAUAAGAACAAAUCUGGUAGCUAUGCUAUUUUUACCGACGCCAUUGCUACUAGCAACGAGAAUGGGAAGGCCACCUAGCAACUAUUUUCC